Arachis duranensis is the source of this 765-nucleotide messenger RNA. RefSeq lists its product as uncharacterized. The transcript has 4 exons. Gene Ontology annotation, biological process: DNA integration. Gene Ontology annotation, molecular function: nucleic acid binding. Bases 1 to 765 code for a protein of 254 amino acids. NCBI's taxonomy places the organism in Eukaryota, Viridiplantae, Streptophyta, Magnoliopsida, Fabales, Fabaceae. The record is from RefSeq and is a predicted model, not a curated record.
AUGGGGAUAUAUUGUUACAGAGUCAUGCCGUUUGCCUUAAAAAAUGCGGGGGCGACCUACCAAAAACUACUGAACAAGGUCUUCAAGGAUCAUAAAGGGAAGUCGGUGGAGGUUUAUGUUGAUGACAUACUUGUCAAGAUGCCGGUGCCGGAGUCUCUAGUGGCCAACUUAAAGCCGAAGGAAGGCAAGCCCUUAUACCUGUACCUCGCGGUAACGAAAGAGGCCUUAACUGCCACUUUAGUGCGUAAGGAGGGUAAACAACAGCAACCUGUAUACUUCAUAAGCAAGGUGCUUCAAGGAACGAAACUAAGGUAUACAAUGCUAGAAAAGGUGGCUUUUCACCCUACUGAUUUCUUCCCGGAGGCUAAGACGGAAUACAUCUUGAAGGAGGUACACGAGGGAUGCUGUGGGCAUCACAUCGGCAAAAAAUCCUUAGCUCAUAAGCUUGUUAGAGUUAGAUACUAUUGGCCCACAAUGAUGACUGAUGCUAGUGAGUAUGUGAAAAAAUGUACCAAGUGCAAAGACAACGUGAACUUUCACAAGGCACUAGCAGAAGAGUACCUAAUUGUGGCCAUCGACUAUUAUACGAAGUGGGUGGAGGCAGAGCCACUAGCAAGUAUUUCAUCGGCAAAUUGCUGUAAUUUUUUGUGGAGGCAAGUGAUCACCAGGUUUGGAAUCUCUGAAGCCGCGAUAUCGGACAAUGGGGCGCAGUUCUUCGAUAAUAAAUUUGGAGAGUUCCUAGCAGGUCUUGGUAUCAAGCAAUGA